AGGUGGUACAAACUUCGCUCCAAACCGGGGAGGAAGGAAAAGGAGAGAGGAGAGAUCGAGGUGGAUGUCCAGUUUAUGAGGAGCAACAUGACAGCCAGUAUGUUUGAUCUGUCCAUGAAGGACAAAUCUCGCUCUCCCUUUGGGAAGCUCAAAGACAAGCUCAAGGGCAAGAGGAGCAGUGGCCUGUCAGACACGGCAUCAGCGAUCGUUCCCAGCACAAGCCACUCCCCGCUUGACAGCGAGGAUGAGUUUGUUGAGGAGGAGAAGAAGAAAUCCAAGUUCAAGACGCUGUUCUCCAAACCUGGGCUGCAGAAGACCUCCCUGUCCCAGUCCAUGUCAGUCUUGCCGACACAGCAAUCUGUCACCCAGAAGGUGAAGCUGAGGCCUAGUGACUUCAAGCUGCAGCUUGAUGAGGACGAGUCCGACACCUCCCCGAGCUCAGGACGAGCCUUUGGAAAUGCCCUGGAAGAGAAGCGAGGUCCUUCUCCUCUGUUUAAAUCCCGUAAGACAGCAGUUCUGGACAGCAGGCAGCUAACCCAAGGAACCACUAACCACACCAAGAAGGAAGGGCUCUCUUUGUUUAGUGGCCUUAAAUCCAAAAGCGAUCCCGUGUCCAAGUCCAGUCUGUGUAUCAAUGGCAGCCACGUUUAUAUGGAAGAGACAAAGGACACCACUCCAACGUCCUCCCCCUCACCUCACAACUUCAGAAGGAAGCAGCUCUUUGCCUCAGAGGAGAACCUGUCCUCCAGGGCCACUAAAGCACCUGAAGAGACAGGAAGAACCUCUCCCAGUCAGGCUUUCUCUGGGUCAGCAUCCUUGGAGACCUUCAAAUCCAUGACUUUGCCAUCAUACAAGCUGCUGAGCAGUGAGGAACACCUGGACAUGAGUGUUCCACCAACCAGUGAGGCUGUUAGGGACACCAAAAAACCAGAGAACAGAAAGUCUACCUUGCUCUCCCUGGUUGCUGGGAAGAAGGAAACAACAAAGGCCAGUGAUGCUGAGAAUAUUCCUGACAGGACCCUGCAGAGUGAGGAGAACAAGAUUCCAGAAGAGAAGAGUGAAGAGAAGGCCAAAAGCCUUGAACUCCCAGCAGAGCUGGGCAGAGGGAGCCCAUCAGGAGAUGCUCAGCCCACAGAUGACACCUUCAACAACAAGCAGCCACUCGACCCUUGCGAGGAGGAACGGAAACCUGAGAAAGCUGCUGCUGCAGCCAAGACCAAAGCUGUGAAGCCCAGACUCCAUCCUGUGAAACCAAUGAAUGCCACAGCAAACAAGCCUCAAAGUAAAACCCUGAAUGUCAUCAGCACCAUGAGCGAAAAGAUGCUGGAGAUGAGUGUGAAGAAAUAUGAUCCUUCAGAGCCUGCCUAUGCAUAUGCUCAGCUGACACACGAUGAGCUGAUCCAGCUGGUGCUGAAGCAGAAGGAUAUGAUUACCAGGAAGGAUCUGCAGGUGCGAGAGCUCGAGGACUACAUUGACAACUUGCUCGUCAGGGUCAUGGAAGAAACCCCAAACAUCCUCCGUGUCUCCAUGUCUGGGAACAAGAAAGCUGGGAAGAUGUGA
Messenger RNA from Acanthisitta chloris (rifleman), 1560 nucleotides. RefSeq names its product RAB11 family interacting protein 1 (class I) (gene RAB11FIP1). The transcript has 4 exons. Gene Ontology annotation, cellular component: intracellular membrane-bounded organelle. Gene Ontology annotation, biological process: regulated exocytosis. The annotation marks the transcript as partial. Gene Ontology annotation, molecular function: small GTPase binding. Lineage: Eukaryota; Metazoa; Chordata; Aves; Passeriformes; Acanthisittidae. The record is from RefSeq and is a predicted model, not a curated record.